AUGGAUGUAUGUGGUGCCAAGGAGCUGGCGAUCCUAUUGGAGCCCAGUGACGUCAUCGCUGUGCGGGAUCGGCCGCUGAUGCUGGACUGCCGGGUAGAGGGCGAGGGUCCCAUCUCGAUCACGUGGCGCAAGAACGGGGUGCCCGUAGUUGUGGGGGAGCGUGUACAGGUGCUGCCCAAUGGGACCCUCUUCAUCCAGAGCUUCCAGAAACGACUAGACAGAGUCGGAAGUGAGACGGAUGUUGGAGAUUACGACUGCGCCGCUCAGAACCGCUUUGGCAUGCUGGUCAGCCGCAAGGCCCGUGUUCAGCUGGCAUCCCUCCCUAAGUUCCACAUACACCCAGAGUCCAUGUCAGUGGACGAUGGCGGUGUGGCUCGCUUCAAGUGCCAGGUCAAUAGUGUGCCCGAGGCAAACAUCACUUGGGAAAGGGACAGAACCCCACUCAGUACUACCGACAACAGGUACACGCUCCUGCCAAUGGGUAUCCUCCAGGUGACUGGUGUGAGGCGGAUUGACGCCGGGGUGUACCGUUGUAUGGCCUCCAACAUCGCCAACACACGUUUCAGCCAUGAGGCUGUGCUCAAUGUAACCGGUGAGGCUUCCAGGAUCUACAAGGAGCCAGUUAUCCUCUCUGGGCCCCAGAACCUGACCAUCACCGUCCACCAGACAGCCAUUUUGGAGUGCAUUGCCACAGGGAACCCCCGGCCCAUUGUGUCCUGGAGCAGGCUGGAUGGGCGGUCCAUCGGGGUGGAGGGCAUCCAAGUGUUGGGCACUGGAAACCUGAUGAUCUCGGACGUGUCGCUGCAGCACUCGGGGGUGUACGUGUGCGCCGCCAACCGCCCCGGGACCAGGAUGAGGCGUACUGCACUGGGAAGACUGGUGGUGCAAGCUCCCCCUGAGUUCAUGCAGUGGCCGCAGUCUGUCUCAAAACCAGCGGGAGGCAGUGCUGUGUUCACCUGUGUGGCCCAGGGCGUCCCCGAGCCUCACCUCAUCUGGCUGAAGAAUGGCAAGAUCCUGAUGCCCGGUGACAAUGUCAAGCUCACCAACAACAACAGCACCCUGGCCGUGACGCGCAUCACCUCGGAGGACGAGGCCAUCUACCAGUGCAUCGCUGAGAACAUGGCCGGCACCAACCAGGCUAGCGCCCGUCUGGCCGUGUCCCUGGCUAAGGAUCUGCCCGACUCCCCCCAGGGCCUCACGGCCACCGCCCUCUCCCCCAGCGCCCUGCAGCUCGCUUGGAUCCAGCCUCCCGUAGAGAUCACCGACGGCAUCAUCGGCUAUGUGCUCCACAUCCGCAAGAUCAGCGAGCCAGACAGUAGAGAGCUGCAGGAGGCAGUCAGUAAAACUACCUUCCAGCAUGACUUCACCAACCUGGAGCCAGCAACCACCUACUCCAUCUACCUCAAGGCCUACUCCCCACUGGGCGCCAGCCAGCAGUCCAGCACUGUGGUCGCCACAACACUAGGGGGCGUGCCCUCUCCCCCUACCUUCUUCACCAAGGUGGUGAACUCCACUGCAGUCCAGGUGCUAUGGGAGCUCCCCAGCAAGCCUGGCAAGGCAGAGGGCUUCAGGCUCACCUACCGCAGGGUCCCCCAUGCCGACUUCCAGGGGCCAGUUCAGUUCCCUUGCCACGUCAAUGCCCACACCAUCUCCCGCCUUGAAACCGGCGCGGUGUAUGAAGUCAAACUAGUGGCCUAUAAUGGGAACGGCGAGAGCGACUGCUCCAAGAGGCUGGUGUCACUGGCAGAAGAAGGCACCAGUGCCAAAACCAGUGGUGGGGAGAACCAGUGUACCUGUAGACAGGAGAGCGAGGGCUCGAUGGGUGGUAUAGUGGUGGGCAUUCAUAUCGGCAUGGCCUGCAUCAUCUUCUGUGUACUCUUCCUCAUGUUUGGAUACCGUCACAGUUUGUUCUGCAGUAAAGGGACUCAGUACAGCUGGUCUGUUCCAAGAGGGGAGGACCGGGGACAGCUGGGACAAAACGGGAUCCCCAAAGAGGGGGUCACUCGUCCUGUAGAAGUCACCCUGGAGUUAGUGCCUCAGAGUCAUGACUCCACCUGUCAUGGAGGGGCGCCGGUGCGUCCGGCCCAAUGCCAGGUCCUCAUCGAGCAGCACUCGUUUGGUCUGCCUGGCAUGGGCACAGGCUAACAUUGGCCAAUAGCCCCCCAAACCCUUCUUUACCAACCCUUACCUACCCUCCAUCCCAACGGUUUGCCUCUUGAUGGAUACUCCACCUCGCCUGCCCAACCAAAUCCCCAUCCACACGCCACCCUAGUGUACUGUGAUGCCAGGGGUCCGCCAUAGUUCUAUCCAUCCCCCAAAAACCUGCUGCUGCUAACAAAAAAAGGCUCCAUGUUUCCACUGUACUCUCUCGCCUUCCCUCCUCUUAAACCAAAGUCUGUUCUGUGUACAUGCACAUGUGAAUUCAGAACGCUAGCCUUGAGAAAUGCCUCCUCCUACAGAUGCCGUCCUAUUAUGUUGGGCUUUCUUAUCUUGCCAAGGGGAGCAGAUAUAACCAAAAUGUUCUGUUUCAAUGACGUCCCCUUGGUAAAAGUACAUGCAUUCGCACUGUGCUUAUAAGGCCCCAGCUGAUGCCAAAUAUAAUGACUUACUGGGGCCUUUUAGGAUCUCUAUAUACGUUCCGGUCCACUUAGGAAAUCUUUGCACUAAGUGUACUAAACUCCACUGAGAAUUCCUGCUAACUUCUUGUCAGAGGGAACAUUCAAUUUUUGUUUGCCUUUAAUUAGCCUUAGCUCUGCAAUACUUAACAGACACAAAUGACGACGCGGCCUUGCUAAUAGCCUUAUUGAGUUGUAUCGUCUUUAUCACCAUUACUAGCCUCAAUGUCCGGAGGAACCAUAAAAGGCAACCACAACCCUCCCCCACCUUUACCCAAACCACUCUAACCAAAAUCUACCUCCAAAGAUAGCUACCUCCGUCUGAUGUGACUGUCCGAGUAACAGUUGAGGCUAACAUUAGCCUGCUGGAUGCUGCUUGAGCAAGCCUACCUCAGAACCCCAAAAUAAAUCCUAUACCCUUGAUCCCCCCUUCCCCCUCACUUUUUGUGCCAAUGCCAGAGUCCCGUGCCAGCCACCGCCAGCGCCCCGCAUCAGGGUGCCCACCUGGAUGACUGCCAUGGAGAGCCAAACUGUGGCAGUGUCUGAGCGUUACCAUCACCACACCCUGUCCACUUGCCUUAGCCAAACCCACUCCAUCCUUUGUCAGGAGCACAAGCCUUUGUCCUUACCAGGGACCUCCCGAGACAGAACUCCGUCCGGUUCGAAGCCUGAGGGGGUCCAACAGGUUUGGUAAUUUUACGUCAAUUUCCUUCAAGAUGCAGGCAUGCCUUCUUAAUUGUUUGGUGAUCAUACCUGCGACAACACCUCCUAUGUUGUGCGAAUGUCCAUCUCCAAAGAUGUAUUUGUGAUUGGUUGGUACCUUAUGGAAAACAUGGACCUGAAAGAAUGUAUCUACGAUCCUUUGCCCCGUUAUGAAAGGAAAUUAGAUAUGCUCUGGCCUUUUUCAGAGUCCUCCAAAAAAACAAGAGGUGGUCAUCCUUAAAAAAGGUUAAAGUCACUUGCUUGUUUUGUCCACACAAACCCGAUGGAAUUUCGAAAGGUCUCCGACCCAAAGCCAAACCGGUGAUUGUUCUAGGCCAUACUGAUUGGUUGGCUCUCCAGAUGCCAAAUCGGUUGCCAUGGGAACUUGUGGGUGCUUUGAGCCGACGGCUGAAAAUGUUGUUUCCAGGGAGUUUAACGGAGAUACUGACCUGGAACGCAUGGACAUGGCACUAGUUUCCACUGUAGAACACCUCGUCAGCCUAUCCCAAAAAGUUUUUAUAUGAAAACCAAGCUGAAUGAUGUCCAAAGAUGUACAAUUUGUAAUGGUUUUGUUUUUUCCCUUCAUAACCUUCUUUUAAGAGAUAAACUACGCCAUUGUUUUCAGAUUUUUGUUGUUCCUGUAUUAAGGGGUAGCCAGUAUGAAGAGUGCUUUAACUGAACCUAAGCCAAAAACAUUAUUUUUGUUUUAAUUGCCAUUAUAGGAUACGUGAGUUAGCCUUGUUUAAUAGAAGCAAGUCCAUUUGUAUGGAUUUCUUGGCUUGCCCCUUUUGACAUGGAACUAUCACAUUUUGUUGAAUAUAACUUUUAACCUUUAAAGAGUAACCAAAUGAAAAUGGGAUAUAUUUUCAAGGAGAUGUUCUAUGUUGAUACAAAAAGGAGUACUUACUUUCUCUUUCUAAUAGUAGAGUUGAAAUUGCCAAAUAACUAGCUGUCUUAUGAAAAAUACUAUUGUGACCAAAUACCUUUUACAUAUUUUAACAUUCAUAGUCUUUACCUUUGAUGACAUUUACUCAUGACCAAAGCACAGGACCAUCCGUGUAUGUAUGACAGUAUGUAUGUAUAUGUGUGUACUCUGUGACAGUUCGUGAACCUUGAGGGCAAAAUAUGCCAACAGGAAUCAUCUAAAACAGCUUUAAAUUGUUAACAGAAGAUAACGGGAUAAACCAAAGAACAUAACUAUUUUAGGUCUAAGUAUCAGACAAGUGCUUGUUACUCGCACUUGGUUGACAUGUAACUGAACUGUUAUUAAAGUCUUUACCAGGGUAUAUUGGUACAAAAUAAAAACUGUUGUAUAGGCCCACAGUGGCUCCCAUAUUCCAAGGAAAAGGACCAAAAGUGGUGGUUUCCUAAUAAAGCUCUACAGUCCUCAAGGUUCAUGUCAAACCCCUAAUGAGUGUUAAAGGUUUAGCAAAGACACUGCAGUAUAAAAGUCUGACAAAGACUUUGAAUCCCGGUCUCGUUUCUUAUUUUAUCAUUGAAAGGGGUGAAACAAAUGUGAUAUCAAAAGAAAAAAAAGUGUUGUGAUCUGGGAGAUGUUUUUAACUAUUUUUAUUUGUUAGUUUGAAGCCAUUUAGCGGCAGAACUAGAUUUCUCAUUAAUACAAAUCUUUGCUGGUUCUUCUUUUAAAAAUGUAUUUAUCCUCAACAUUUUGUUCUUACUGCUGUAGACAGGAAAAGUUACCAAAACUGAGACUUUAUGUGAUUUUUUUUAAUUUUUUUCCCGUAACCCCCUAUUUCCCAUUUUUUGGUUUGUAGAAAUGUAAGGAUGAUGUAAAACAAUUUGUUAGAAAUUAGAGAAAAACAUGGACACGUGUUGGGUUUUGGGCAAGGUGGGAUUUUGGUGAGAAAACAUAAUACUUUAAAGAUAACGUGUACCCUAACAGAGCAUUUAAACAAAUUCAAGUUUUUCUUGGCAUCAAAGCCUUACAAGUGAUACUCAUCUGCCCACAAGGCCCAUCAGAUAGAAACAAAUUAAAACAAAUGUAGAGAACUAGAAACUGAUUGCUAGGACCAAUGAGAAAAAACAAUGCUUUAAAGUUGAUUUAUUUUGCUUUCUGAAACCAUACCUCUGAUGAGUGUAUAAUAUGAAACUGUAAUAUGACACUGUUUAGAGAAGAGGAUGUGUCCUUGUCUCAGGGCCAAAAAAGAAAGUAAGUGACUAACAAUGUGUUUGAAAGCUGUAGCCAUAGACGGAGACCAAGCUGUCUGAUUUUCUGCAUGUGUUUGUAUUGAUAAUUUCACAGGCCGUGUGGUACAAAAAGCAACCUUCAUUACAGAUGUAUUUAAUUAUUUCCCGACACAGAAUUACAUAAAUUAACUCAAGAAUGCCGUGCUUCUGUCACCAUAUUCACACAGACGUUUAAUUAAUUGAGCUGUCUGGCUCAUUAUCUCUUAACCUUGUAAAAUAGAACAAGUCGGCCAUCUUGGUGACACAAUGUUUUCUUGAGACUAUUUAGUGCAUAGCACUCAAGAAAAAACCCAUACACAAGUUUCACACACUAUUGUACUCACUCAGGCACUAUUACAGUGCUGCUGCUUUACCCUCAUUGGUAUUCUGGUCAUCCAUGGUGGUGUCCAGGAGCUCAAUUGCCCGAUACAUUUUAAGAGACAUAAGAGUGUGUCAACUCUUGCUCAUUCAUUCUAAGGCUGCUGUCUACUCGCACACAUAGUUGAAAUAUGAAAGCUCCUGUUUUUCCUCCUCUUCCCCCUGGUAGGUUACAACUGGAUAGAAGUCUUGCUAGAUUCUAUUUUCUCAGGGUUAAACUCAUACAUUUCUAUACAAAAAAUCUUUGGAAUUAUCACAUGGGAUAAUACAGCUUAGUCUCUACAUAUGGUGAUGUAUUUGUUUAAAAGGCUUUUAAUAUGUCUGUACCUCUACUCUUUUCUUCCAUGCUCAGAUUCCAUUGCCUAAACCAAAUAAACCUA
Messenger RNA from Salvelinus fontinalis (brook trout), 6262 nucleotides. Its product is annotated as immunoglobulin superfamily DCC subclass member 3-like. Lineage: Eukaryota; Metazoa; Chordata; Actinopteri; Salmoniformes; Salmonidae. The transcript has 14 exons. The record is from RefSeq and is a predicted model, not a curated record. Gene Ontology annotation, molecular function: protein binding. Gene Ontology annotation, biological process: axon guidance; cell-cell adhesion. Gene Ontology annotation, cellular component: plasma membrane; axon. Bases 1 to 2145 code for a protein of 714 amino acids.